Molecule: messenger RNA, 1610 nt
Organism: Salvia hispanica
Lineage: Eukaryota; Viridiplantae; Streptophyta; Magnoliopsida; Lamiales; Lamiaceae
Product: transcription factor MYB35-like
Source: RefSeq, a predicted model, not a curated record
UACUCUCUCUCUCUCCUCUCUCUCUCUCUCUCAUAUGACUUCAAUCUUAAGUAUGAUUUCUUUUUUCUUCUCUUAAACCCCUUUAAAUCAUCACAACAUAUUCUCAAUGAUAUACAUGUUUGGUUCUACCAUGUUGGGAACAUGCCGUAGCUGUCACUAUUAAGUCCCGAUCUCGAUAAAAGCCCGUUCGAGUUUGUGUUUCCUCUCUCCCAAGUCCCGGUCUCGAUAAAAGCUCAUUUUCCCUCUCAAGCCUCGAUAAAAGCUUGUUCGAGUUCAUUUUUCCUCUAGAGUCUCGAUAAAAAGCUCGUUUAUCGUCAUCUGAGAGUGGGAAAUGGGGCGGAAUUCGUGUUGUGUGAAGCAGAAGCUGAGGAAAGGGCUGUGGUGCCCUGAAGAAGAUGAGAAACUUUAUAAUUAUAUAACAAGAUUUGGAGUUGGUUGUUGGAGCUCAGUGCCUAAAUUAGCAGGAUUGCAAAGAUGUGGGAAAAGCUGUAGAUUGAGAUGGAUCAACUACUUGAGGCCUGAUCUCAAAAGAGGAAUGUUUUCACAACAAGAGGAAGAUCUCAUCAUUAAUCUCCAUGAAGCUCUAGGCAACAGGUGGGCUCAGAUUGCAGCGCAAUUGCCGGGAAGGACAGACAAUGAGAUUAAGAAUUUUUGGAACUCGAGCCUGAAGAAGAAGCUGCUGAAGCAAGGGGUCGAUCCCAACACACACAAACCGAUGAUGAUCAAAGAUGAGAGAGAAAGCAGCGGCGAUUUGAGUUCUUCAUCGCUGCAGAAUAUUCUUCACCAUCAGCAGCAGGUACGGGGGCUCCAAACCUCAGGCUCGGAAACGUACAACCUCAGCAGCCUGCUGUGCAACACCAAUGCAGCAGGGAAAAUGCGGGAGAAUAAUUGUUCGAACAAACAAGUCUACGAUCCUCUCUUCUUGUCUGAAUUCCAAGCCAACGUGGAUCCUGAUGGAUUCCAAUCCACCUUUCUCUCUCAUUGCCAACAGAAUCUUAAUAAUAAUUCUAAUAAUAAUAAUAAUUCUAAUAAUAAUAAUAAUAAUCCAAUUUGUGGAUUCAAUUCAAUGCCAGACCUGACCAAUUUCGAUCACCACAAUUUGGGGAAAUUGGUGAUGAAUGAAGCUAAAGAGAGCUCAAUUUUGAACUUUCAAAGCGCAAUGACGAUGCAGACGAACAACAACGACAACAACAACAGCAGCAGCAACGCGUUUUCGUGGGACGGGAAGCUGGAUUCGGUUUUCCAGUUCCAAUUCAGUGGGAUUCAGAUUGAAGAAAGGGGUGAUUUGAAGCUUCCGAAUCAGAUUUCGGAUGAUGAUUUUGGUGCAUACGUGUUUGAUCAUCGUAUAUAGAUUGGAAAUGUACAUGGAGGAAAAUACGUAUAAAUACAAAAGAAGAAGAAGGAAAGGAAAAAGGUAGAGAGGUGUAGAAGGAUUUGAUUCGGACAUUACAUUAGAUUCCUACGUUGUUUGUUUGGAUUGAGGAUUGGUAAAAGUGAUGUUUCAACAGUUUAAUUAUGGGAGGAAAGAAAAAUUGGUGAAGUUUUGUUUUAGUGAUGUGGUCCAAAAUCUAUUAUUGUUAUAUAUCCAAUGGUAGUUUGAUUUGCUGGCA